CAUGAAACCCAUAGAGCUGCGAGCAAGUUGAUUGGGUAAUGCUGAUGACGUUAAAUUUUCAGGAAAUUUGAACACUUUGUUGGUAAGCAGAAUUGUUCAAGGUACCUUUUCAUCCAUGAAUUUGAGCCAGAAGCAGACAGAUCUAUAAUUCAGAUGAUUCACUUGGAAGAAAUAACUUAAGUUAUAAGGACAAAACGAAUUCCCAGGGAUUGCAUGAAUGGAAAGCGAACUCUACUUGUUGCCUCCGUUCUUGAACUCCAGGAUUCCUGCUUCUUCUUUCCAUCCUGUCAAAACUGCUUCUCCAGGUUGAUUUUGGUUUCUGACCGAUACAAGUGCUUAAAAUGCUGCAGUACAUUUGAAGUCAGACAUGUCAAUUACAGGUACAGACUGUCGCUGAAAGUGUCGGACAGUACUGAAAUCUUUGCCAUUACUGUGUUCGGAGGUUGUUUGGAGCCUUUCUUUGGAGUGACAGCAGGAUUUCUUCAGAGGUAUCUAGAUGGUCUGAAGAUAGAAAUGGAAGAAGUGAGAAGUGAUGCAGCUCCCUUCAGUCUAUUGACACAGGCGGUGGAAUGCUGUUUCAUUGGAAAAAGCUUUAUAUUUGGGAUAAGUGCUUCUGGAAACAAGGUUGGACAGUGUUCAUUAUCUCACAGUGUCUUGCAUACUUCAGUUUCCACCUGCAGAUUUCAUAAACAGUUGAUUGCUAGCCAGAUUGCCUUACCAAAUUCUGAUAUCCUUGGAUCAACAGUGAUAAGUUAUUAUAAGCAACUUCUGUCUAGUAGUUUGAAGAAUAUUAGCAGUGUAGCACAGCUUCCUGGCAGUCCCUUAAUCGUGGCAGAUGAAGCAAGCAGUUACUUAAGUAGCCUGCCUUCUGAGAGUAGCCAAAGCACAUUUCAGAGAGACUGCACACAUCGCUUUUCAAGACCUUGGCAGCAAUCGCUUGAGCUAACCUAUUCAGCUGCAGAUAGUACAAUUAAUGAAAGAUUGUCAACCUCUGAACUUAGAAAGGUUCCCAUAAAUGGUUCUGCUUGGGAUGAGAAGUGGUCCUUCAAACAGAUGGGUAGAUUAAGCUACAGAAAGUCGUCAUAUCAAAACUCCUUUCAGUACAUGGAACAGCAUCAUUCAGAUGAAGUAGACAAGAGCAGAAAGAGAAGAACUAAGUGCAUGAUUUGGAACAAAUGUGAUGUUCUGUUUAAGCCUAGUCCUUCUCAACUUUGCAUUAACCAUGGUGCAAAAGUACAGUAUUCUGAUUUACAGCAUGAUCCUCCAUUCAAAUCAGAGAUUUCACAAUGUUCAUGGCAAAGUCAGAAAUCCUGCAUUAAAAAGUCAAUAUGCAGAAACUCUGAAAUGAAUCCUGCUAACAGACACAGUUUCUGUUUAGAAGAGUGCAGGGACAUCACACUUCCUAUAAGAGGUGAAUAUGUUAACCAUGAAGAAAUCCCAGAUUGCUCAGAAAUGACUAGACGUAUACCUGAAGACAACCUGUGGGAUGACCUGCCUUUUUCUGAAAGCUUGGGUGAAUUUAUACACAACAUCCAUACAAAUGUUAAAACAAAAACUGAGGCAAAUUUUGACAGAGCUACUUAUGCUGAGUCUGAGUCAGUUAAAAAGGUGGAGAAUUCUAGAAGUCCUCCUGUUGGGCAGAAACCUGUUCAUGAUUCUUAUAAGGGACAUGCAAUUAAAGAAUGUCUGUCUUCAUCACAAGUUAAAUGUGCUACCACCAGUGUACUUUGGAAUAAUUUCUCUGUUCAGUCUUCCGAGUCUGUAAAGGACAGUUACGGUUUUGGCAGCAGCAGUCUUUCUAAAGGCUUGUCACUGCCUGGUUGCUUGAAAAAUACCUGUUUAUCAGAAAACAAAAUAAACCGCUCGUGUGGUACUUCAGUGAUUUGUGAUGAAAACAGAGCUGUACCCAAAAGCACUGACCAUACAAAAGCAUAUGUUGUUUCAGGGAUUCAAGAGAAGAAAGGGUUCAAUUUCUCAACUUGUUCUGAAGCAGACCACAAUGCAUGCUUCUGCCCUUUGAAAUGUGUGUUAAGAAAUGAUUGUGACACUGAAAUAAAAGAGCUCUGUAAAGGUGCAUGCAAGCAGCCCCCACAACAAAAAAAUAGCAGCUACGAAUUCUCCAAGAUAAAUUUUCAGGAAGAGUGUAAUGCAGCUAGAUUAUCUACCUGUAAAGAAAAAUCACAUGAUACCUGUGACCUUACUGUUGUGAACAAACCAAGUCCAUUGCUAAAUUUAAGUGGUUAUUCUAACGAUUUGUACAGUGGCUCAAUUGAUCUUUUUGAUGAAUGUGAAACCAGCAGUUUUGCUGAUUGUGUUCAGAACACACCAGUUCCGUCUUCUCAGCCAUUCAACUCAAAACGCUACAUUUUCAAGUUGCAGAAGCCCACUUGUGAUUCUGAUCGGAAGACCACAUCUAAUCCAUGCCUUUCCAGUCUGACAAUGAAUGUGCAGACUCCAAAAAGGCAAAGAAAGAGUUCACUUGAAAAAGAAACACAAUCAGAUUCUGAACUGGACCUGAUAGACUCCCAAGAUUUUGUUCCAUAUUCACAAUCCACUCCCAUUCUUAAAACACCCCUGAAUGGACCAAAGCACUCACUGGUCAGUGAAUGUUGCAGGAACAGGAAAAUGACAAAUGCUGAUUAUCAUAAUACUAAAAUUAGCGAAGCAGGUGCUGUGCUAAAACAUAACCAACUAAAACACCAUUACCUGAGAUUGAAAAAGUCAUCCAGCCUGGCCUCAAAGAAAAAUGAAUUUUUAAAAGUAGAUUCAUAUUUUUCUGAUUUGAACUAUACUUCUACCAUGUUAUCUGACAGUGAUACUGAAGAGUGUGUCCCACCUUCAACUAGGAAGCUGACAGGGCAAAAGCACACAUUUUCAAAAAUGAACAAACUUCUUGUUAGCCAUUUUAGCAAAGAAUCAGCUGUACUGUCUAAAGGUAUAAAUUUCCAAACUGACAUUCAGGAACACUUGAAGACCAGCAGAAGCAAUCAGCAAGACAAAUGUGUUUUUGUCAAUCAAUCCAUAGUCCAAAAAGGACAAGAAAUAAUGGACAAUUUCAGUGAUCCAAUUUGCAAAGGUGACAAUUCAGAUAAUGAACUUGGCAGCAGUCUUUCAAAAGAAAAGGAAGAUGUUCUCUUCAGUUCAGUCUUUUAUUUCAAGUCGGCCACAAAACAGGAUGAAUUGAUGGGCUCCUUUUCUCCAGAGCUGUUUGCAGAGAAUUUAUCUUUUCCCAGAGAUGCCAUUUCAAUUCAACGGCAGCUCUUCUGAUCAACUUUUUUGUCUCCUUUUUUUUUCAUUAUAGAACCUAACUAGGAGGUGCUGCAUGCAUAGCAGCAUGUUAAUAUCAUUGGCAUCCAAGAUGUCUGUUAUUGGAACAAUGACACAUUGCCUAAAAAAAGAUAUUAACUACAUUUCUGAAACAGUGCCAUAUGUGCUACAAAGUGCACCUGUAUUACUGUUUAAUAGCUUCAUUACUAAGAAGCCUAAUUGAUUAUGGAACUGUCUGAAUUCUAUCCAGUUAUACAGUUUGUAUAUAUACUGUAAAUGUUUAAGACACUAUGGUACAGUGUAGUCAUAUGCUUUGUAGUGAUGUUUAAGCUGUAUCAAUACUGUGUUGACUUUAACAUUUUCUGUGCCACUUGGCUCAAGUCAUGACUGAAAAGGAUCCUUGGAUGAGUUUGCCUACCAGUUUAAUAAAUAUGAAUGGGAAAAAAACGGUACCUCUUUCUACUU
Molecule: messenger RNA, 3732 nt
Organism: Protopterus annectens (West African lungfish)
Lineage: Eukaryota; Metazoa; Chordata; Ceratodontiformes; Protopteridae
Gene: DDIAS
Product: DNA damage induced apoptosis suppressor
Exons: 6
Coding region: 214-3267 (1017 amino acids)
Biological process (GO): negative regulation of intrinsic apoptotic signaling pathway in response to DNA damage
Cellular component (GO): cytoplasm; nucleus
Source: RefSeq, a predicted model, not a curated record